AUGGGCUUUGAUUUUUACACUCGCAGAAUGAGAAGAGCAGCGUUUCACCUUGUUUCCAUGUGGUUUAUACUGUUUUUCGUCCGUUUGAACUGUAAAACACAUAAAAAUCCACGACCCAACAUAGUGGUUAUUCUAAUUGAUGAUCUCGAUUAUGUUUUAGCCGGCCUGGAACCGAUGGCCAUCACCCGUCGUCUGGUCAGCCAACAUGGCGCCACUUUUACCAAUGCCGUAAGCUGGAAACACCCCUCCCCAAUUGCUUUUGCCUUCCACCCCCACGAACCCUCGUUUCUUACGUGCUUACGUAUGCAGUUGGAAGAGGGUCGUGCAUGCUACAGUUUUCGUGCAGUCGUCGUAAAAAAUAUGGAUCGAAAAUAUUUUAUUUGUUUCCUUUUUUUUUGUUUUGUUUUUGUUUUGUGGAACGGACGGACACAACUCCAGUUCAUCUCGACCCCAGUUUGCUGUCCGAGCCGGUCGUCCAUAUUGACAGGCAAAUACGUUCAUAACCAUCGGGUCAUCAAUAAUACGGUGACGGGGAAUUGCAGCAGUCCGCAGUGGCAGAACGGGGAAGAAUUGAAGACGAUGGCUACCUACCUGCAAUCAAACGGAUACGCGACGUUCUACGGCGGCAAAUACCUCAAUCAGGCGAGAGAGGCGCUGAGUUUCAUAGACGGCGUCGUUCCUAAUCGACAUCCGUCUUCCUUAUCGGCCGCAGCAGACAGCCGGCCAUUCUUCGCCAUGAUCGCUCCGCCCGCUUGCCACGCACCUUUCACUCCGGCGCCUCAGUUUUCACGAUCAUUCGCCGGACGUAGAGCUCCGCGCUGGCCGAGCUUCAACCGCCACCCAGGCAACGACAAACAUUGGCUCCUGCGGCAAGCGCCUCAGGGUGCCUUGCCCGAGGACAUUAUCGAUCAAGUCGACCACGUUUUCCGCCAAAGAUGGAGGACGCUCCUGUCCGUCGAUCAAAUGGUAGGCGACAUUGUGAAAUUGCUGCGUCGAAAGGGUCAACUGGAUCGCACGUGGAUCGUGGUGACGUCGGAUCACGGCUACCACAUGGGCCAAUUUGCGAUGCCCAUCGACAAGCGAUUACCUUACGAAACGGAUAUUCGCGUGCCGCUGCUGGUCGUCGCCGCCAGCCAUAACCGGCCGCCAGCCAAUAACAAGAGCCGUGACAUUGAGAUCGAUUCGUUGUCUGUCGUUUCCAUCGAUCUGGCGCCCACCGUCCUCCACAUGGCCGGCCUGCCCAUUCCCGACGAUAUGGACGGCGUGUCUCUCCUCCCGCUGGUGACGAACGCGCUCACUCCGUCAUCGCAGAACCGCAACGUUUCAAAGAAGGAGGUGUCGCAAGUUGCUGAGCCGUGGGACAGACAUUGCCGCGGCAUCGAUGAUUCAAGCGAACCGUGGAGGACAUUCUUCUUGAUCGAGUAUCACGGAGAAGCCGAUCUGCAAGACGUCGAUCUUCAAUGCCAACAGGAUGCCAAUACGACGUUGUGUCUGAACGACUUUGGCUGCAAAUGUCAAGACGCCGCCAAUAAUACGUACGUUUGCUUGCGCACCUUGCGCCCGACUGGCAAUCAGCAUGCAAAUGAAGACAGUCUCUACUGCCAGUUUGACGACCUGCAGGCCUUCGUCGAGUCCUACGACCUGCGCCUCGAUCCCUAUCAGUUGAACAACAGGGCGUAUCGUCGAUCGUGCCGUUGUACCGUUGCCAGUCGCCAUCGUCGCCAACUGAUCGUCAAUUAUUCGAAAUGCCGUGGUCACGUCAACUGUUUUGGCGUCUCUGACAACCCGAAGAGGAGACGCCACCCAUGACGACGUACAUAGUACAUAUUUACACGGUCUACUAUAUAACCAUCAAUAAACGCAACUUGGAUCGUUUUGUUUGGGUCCAUUUCCCACCAUA
Messenger RNA from Daphnia magna, 1900 nucleotides. RefSeq names its product N-acetylglucosamine-6-sulfatase-like. Gene Ontology annotation, biological process: glycosaminoglycan metabolic process. NCBI's taxonomy places the organism in Eukaryota, Metazoa, Arthropoda, Branchiopoda, Diplostraca, Daphniidae. Bases 1 to 1809 code for a protein of 602 amino acids. The transcript is spliced from 7 exons. The record is from RefSeq and is a predicted model, not a curated record. Gene Ontology annotation, molecular function: N-acetylglucosamine-6-sulfatase activity; glycosaminoglycan binding.